Molecule: messenger RNA, 1398 nt
Organism: Myodes glareolus (Bank vole)
Lineage: Eukaryota; Metazoa; Chordata; Mammalia; Rodentia; Cricetidae
Gene: C4H3orf62
Product: chromosome 4 C3orf62 homolog
Source: RefSeq, a predicted model, not a curated record
CAGCUCUUGAGGGUCCUGUUUUCAGUUUUUCGUGGAACCUUGAAGUUCUGUUUUAACCCCACUGUCCUUGAUAAACAGACUGAUUCUAUGUGGAACUUUUAUUAACACUCUCUUAAAAUAAGUCCAUUCAUAAAACUGGGUGCAGUGUAUGGAAUUGUUUCUCCAUGUUGGCUUCAGAGAAACACUAUGGGUGUUUGCCAGGUCUUCAAAACACUGAAGUUAAAUGUGUUUUAAGAAAAUACUGUUUCCAGCAAAGCAAUGGUGUUAUGCCCUGGGAGGCAGAGGCAGGUGAAUCUGAGUUCAAGGCCAGCCUGGUCUAUGGAGCAAAUUCCAGGACAGCCAGGACAGCAGAGAAACCAACUUGGAAACAACCCCACGCCGCCCCCCCCCCCCCCCCCCCCACCCUCCGGAAAAAAGUUUUCAGUAACAGUUAUCUCCGGACUGGAUUCUUUCCCUUAUCCCAGUGGCGCUACACCUUACUCUUCUGCUAAUAAGUCACCUCUCUAGGCCUUUGUUGCCCCUUGUGGUCAUGGAAAUGUCUGAGAAACUACGAAGAUGCAGAAAGGAGCUGACUGCAGCCAUAGACCGAGCCUUUGAAGGAGUCAGGCAUUCCCAGGAGUGCACAGGCCCGCAGAGGCUGGAUGCCCCAUCGCUCGCCUCCCUGCCCGUGCACAGGCUGUUCUGCCGAAACCCACUGGCAGCUUGCCCCUCUGCUGCCUCCUGCGCUGGUGCCUCAUAUGCUCCUGAGAAUGAGAACCCUGUCUUUGCACCACACCAUGUCCCAGUUAAUGCAAAGCCCCUUCCUUUAUACUCCAAAAGAAAACCUCUGACCAGCAAGGAAAAUGUCUUGAUGCACUCUUCCAUUUUGGCACGUGAAAAACAGUUUUGGAGAGCUGCAGGAGAUGGGGAAAACUGGAGAAAAGAAAGUUUAAGGGAGGAUGACUCGAAUAUGCUGCUCAGCAGUUCUAGCCGAGAGGUCACAAAGGACCUGCUGGAUAUGAUUGACCAUACGAGUAUCCGAACUAUUGAAGAACUGGCUGGAAAACUAGAAUUUGAAAACGAAUUGAACCGUGUGUGUGGACGCUGCCAAGAUUCACCCCUUAAGGAGGAGGCCUGGGCCCUGCUUGUAGACGAGAGCCCUCGGAAGUCUUUGGAUGCUGACCCUGGGAGCCUCAAGCAGGCUUUUGAUGACCAGAAUAUUGUUGAGACUGUUCUGGACUUGGAGGAGGAUUAUAACUUGAUGACCUCUUUUAAAUACCAAAUAGAGUAAGCUUAUCAGCAGCCAGUUGUGACUUUUGACAAGGGGUUGGCAGAGCCUGAAUCACCACAUACUGUAACUCCUGCCGAAUCCCAUUGUGAGCUGAGCCUGGGCUUAAUAUUCUGUUAUUUUGAAAUGUU